AGGUCCGUGCUCAAAGUCGGAAAUGAAUCUGAGGAGGCGACCAUGAGGCUAACGGGUUCAAGCUGGAAACCUCAUGGCUACUGUCUGGCCCGGGCUGGCUUCGUGCUACUGGUAGGCAAUGACGCUGUUCGUGCUCUGCAUACACUGUUUCCUCGGUGCGCCAAUACUGACUGCUCAAAGCGACCGUAGACCAAGGCCGACUCGCUUAUGCGGCGUCCUGCGUAUUCAAAGGGAUCAUUACGUCAAGUAUCUAUAUCCAUCGUUGCCCGUUGCCUGUGUUCCGAGACUUGUCAACGCCACGUGUUGUCCACGGACUCAUAUGCCGACCUCUGUAGGUUUCCCCGGAAGCGAGCGGCGACUGCUAUUGUCCUACACGUCACUCUGUGCACCUCAUCCUGUCCUAGUUACUGACCGCUGACCAAAGGCACGGAAAAUUCCGCGACAACAUGUCGACUCAUUCGUAUUUUGUGUUGCUCCGCAAAUGGCUAGGUUCGACACAAACCCCUCC
Fomitopsis serialis is the source of this 508-nucleotide messenger RNA. RefSeq lists its product as uncharacterized. The coding region runs from base 119 to 418 and encodes 99 amino acids. The record is from RefSeq and is a predicted model, not a curated record. The transcript has 2 exons. NCBI's taxonomy places the organism in Eukaryota, Fungi, Basidiomycota, Agaricomycetes, Polyporales, Fomitopsidaceae.